Fusarium subglutinans is the source of this 1662-nucleotide messenger RNA. RefSeq names its product DNA-dependent ATPase MGS1. Gene Ontology annotation, molecular function: ATP binding; single-stranded DNA helicase activity; DNA binding. The record is from RefSeq and is a predicted model, not a curated record. Gene Ontology annotation, cellular component: nucleus. The coding region runs from base 1 to 1662 and encodes 553 amino acids. Gene Ontology annotation, biological process: regulation of DNA repair; DNA repair; DNA-templated DNA replication. Lineage: Eukaryota; Fungi; Ascomycota; Sordariomycetes; Hypocreales; Nectriaceae. The transcript has a single exon.
AUGGCGGUCGACUGCCCCAUCUGCAACAAGCCUGUCAAAUCCUCCGAGAUCAACAGCCACAUCGACUCAGGAUGCGAGAGCUUCAUCAUAGACAAAGAGAAGGACCCGACACCGCCGCAAUCACAGACGCCACAGAGUAAUUCUCAAAAACGAAACGCUUCCAACUUCUUCUCUACGCCUGCGCCAAAACGACAAGCUGCGUCUGAGAAUCGAAUAGCGACUCCUGUGAACGGAGCAUUACAGCCUAUAGCAGGGAAGAAGAGGACUUUCGAAGAGGGCCCAGGUCAUGGAGUAGCAGUUUCCAAGGAUGCAGAAGAGACGAAAAACGGCGAGAAUGCCAACGGAACGAGCACUUGGUCUCCGAACACGGAGCAGGAUGGAAGAGUGGUGAAGAAGACAAAGACACAACGAGCUGCGCCCUUGGCCGAACGGAUGCGACCACGAAACCUCGACGAAGUAUGCGGACAAGAUCUAGUUGGGCCAAACGGUGUGUUGCGCUCUCUUAUCGAGUCGAACCAAGUACCCUCGAUGAUCCUAUGGGGUGCUUCGGGCACAGGAAAGACAACAAUAGCACGAUGUAUCGCUCGUAUGGUCGGUAGUCGGUUCAUCGAACUCAAUGCGACAAGCACAGGGGUCAGCGAGUGCAAGAAAUACUUCCAAGAGGCGAUGAACGAUCUUGCCCUCACUGGUCGCAAGACCAUAAUCUUUUGUGACGAGAUUCAUCGCUUCAACAAGGCCCAGCAAGACGUGUUCCUUAAGCCUGUUGAGGCUGGCACUGUGACGCUCAUCGGCGCAACUACAGAGAACCCUUCUUUCAAGGUGGCAAAUGCUCUGCUCUCCCGAUGCCGUACCUUUACGUUGCAGUCUCUUACAACAGAGGAUGUGGUGCGCAUUCUACAGCGGGCAAUCAAGGAGGAAGAAUCAGUUUAUCCGCAAACUCCAUUAUUGGACGAAGCUAUGGUGACCUACUUGGCACGAUUUGCGGAUGGUGAUGCUCGUACUGCCUUGAACCUCCUCGAGCUCGCCCUUUCGCUCACAACCCGCGAAGGUAUCACACAAGAAGACAUCAAGGCCGCCCUUACUAAGACUCUUGUCUACGAUCGUGCAGGCGACCAACAUUAUGACACUAUUUCUGCUUUCCACAAGUCAGUCCGUGGAAACGAUGCAGAUGCGGCACUCUACUACCUUGCGCGCAUGCUCCAAUCCGGCGAGGACCCCUUAUUCAUUGCCCGCCGCAUGGUUGUCAUUGCCUCUGAAGAUGUUGGUCUGGCGGAUAACACCCUCCUACCACUUGCUACGGCAACAUACACAGCCACACAACAAAUUGGCAUGCCAGAAGCUAGGAUACCUCUGGCGCACUGCACUGUUGCGCUAUGUAAUGCGCCCAAGAGCACCAAGGCCUACCGUGCUCUCAACAAUGCCUACGCAGCCCUACGCGAACCGGGUGUGGCCGGUCUUCCUGUACCUCUACACUUGCGAAAUGCUCCUACAAGACUCAUGCGUGACAUGGGAUAUGGCGCUGAGUACAAGUAUCCGCCCAACUACCGUGAUGGGCAGGUGAAGCAGACAUAUCUACCCGACGAACUUGUUGGACGUCGGUUUGUUGAGGAACGGGAUCUAGGAACAGAGGUUGAUCCAGAUCUUGAGAUGGGCGGAACUUAA